Molecule: messenger RNA, 727 nt
Organism: Sitophilus oryzae (rice weevil)
Lineage: Eukaryota; Metazoa; Arthropoda; Insecta; Coleoptera; Curculionidae
Product: caltractin
Exons: 4
Coding region: 72-587 (171 amino acids)
Biological process (GO): centriole replication; mitotic cell cycle
Cellular component (GO): centrosome; centriole
Molecular function (GO): calcium ion binding
Source: RefSeq, a predicted model, not a curated record
UAAUAUUUUCAAAUUUCAUAAAUUUGAGUAAUCUUUAAAGCAAUUUAUUAAAAAGAAAAUAUUAACUUUCGAUGGCAUCUUCAUCGUCUGGCAUAAUUAAGAAAGCACCGCCUCGAAAAAAAUCUGGCCCAAAAUUCGAAUUAGGCGAAGAGGAGAAGAAUAACAUUAAAGAAGCCUUCGAUCUCUUUGACUCGGAAGGAUGCGGAAAAAUCGACGCAAAGGACUUAAAAGUUGCCAUUAGGGCUUUAGGAUUUGAACCUAAAAAGGAAGAAAUCAAAAAAAUGAUUGCAGACAUUGAUAAAGACGGUACAGGAAAAAUAUCAUACGAAGAUUUUCUUGAAUUAAUGUCGAUGAAGAUGGCAGAAAAAGAUUCCCGGGAAGAAAUACUAAAAGCUUUCAGACUAUUUGAUGAUGACGAGACCGGUAAGAUUAGUUUUAAAAACUUGAAACGAGUGGCCAAGGAACUUGGAGAGAACCUCACAGAUGAGGAACUGCAAGAAAUGAUUGAUGAAGCAGACAGAGAUGGCGACGGUGAAAUUAAUCAAGAAGAAUUUCUACGUAUAAUGAAGAAGACAAGUUUGUAUUAAAGAAUUACUUACUUACUGUAUUCCCAUUUGUUCCUUUUUCCCAUUAAGUUAAUGUUUUAUUAUCUUAGUCUAUUUUUAGAAUACUUUUCUAUCUUGAACUUUUUUUACCAAAUAAAGAUAUAUUUUUUGUGGUAUAUGAA